Penicillium argentinense is the source of this 981-nucleotide messenger RNA. Its product is annotated as class I SAM-dependent methyltransferase. Bases 1 to 981 code for a protein of 326 amino acids. The record is from RefSeq and is a predicted model, not a curated record. The transcript has 9 exons. Gene Ontology annotation, molecular function: methyltransferase activity. Lineage: Eukaryota; Fungi; Ascomycota; Eurotiomycetes; Eurotiales; Aspergillaceae.
AUGACCGACCCCGCCGCUACAUCCAAUAUUCAGGUCGAUUCCGAUGUCAAUUCCUUGAGUGACUACGAGAGUAUCCGAAGCGAUCUCACCUCGCUGACGGAAUCGGUGUACUCUUACGUGUAUGAGAAUGGACGGACUUAUCAUGCGUACCGGUCCGGAUCUUAUGUGCUUCCCAAUGACGAGCGUGAGCAAGACCGGAUGGAUGUGCUCCACCAUGUCUUCCGUCUAACUCUGAACGGAGAACUCUGCCAGACAGAACUCGACAAUCCAAUCAGGGUGCUCGACAUCGGGACGGGGACUGGGAUCUGGGCAAUCGAAGUGGCGGACCAAUUUCCUGCCGCAGAGGUGAUCGGAGUGGAUCUGUCACCCAUUCAGCCUGGCUGGGUUCCGCCCAAUCUGCGAUUUGUGAUCGAAGACAUCAAUCAGCCCGACUGGAGCUUUGCGGAGGGCUCGUUCGACUUUAUUCACGUGCGAAGUCUGGCCGGUAGUAUCGACGACUGGCCCUUAUUUCUCCGUCAGUGCUAUGAUCAUCUCAAACCCGGUGGGCGCAUCGAAAUAACUGAAUGCAACCCGCAUCUGGAAUGCGAUGACGACUCCUGGCCAGCUGAUAGCCACUUGCGUACAUGGGAGAGCGAAUUCCAUCGUAUAACCGCCAUCCAAGGACGAGUCUGGGACCUGGGGCCACGUAUUAGGAGUCUGUUACAAGAUGCCGCCUUUGAGGAUAUACAGGUCACUGGCUCGCGUGUCCCCGUGGGAACCUGGCCGAAAGACCCCAAGUUGAAGGAAAUUGGGCGGUAUUUUCGCGCCCAGCUGGCCGAUGGCGCCAUCGAAAGCUACUCCCUGGCGCUGUUCACCCGCUUUGGCAACUGGACCUCGGCCGAGGUGCAGGUCUUUCUCGCGCAAUUACGCGCAGAGCUGCGAUCAAACAAAGCACACGUAUAUACUAGAAUUGACUAUGUGACAGCCCAGAGACCGCGGUAA